AUUUGGGACCUGCGAGUACCUCAGUUCACCUUGCAGAACCCAUCUGCUCUGCCCAAGUUUUACAAACAUUCGAAUCCAUGGAUGAAGGCUUUCUUAAUUGUCAACAUGGCACACGAUGGAAUCUUGUGCAUCAUUCUCUUUGUUCUCUUGCAUCGAACAAGGAGCCGAUUGUUUCAUCUUGGGCAGAAUCUCUUCCCGAAACUCAUGGCAAUCAUCUUCGAGUGCAUGCUGCCACCCAUGAUCGUCACCGCCACAAUCUUGGCUGGAUCAUAUAUUGACAAUAACGAUGGAUACGGCUGGGUGACGAUCUUCUACGCUGUGAUUGGCCCGCUUUACUUCCACUCCGUCAUCAUCAGUCUGGUCUCGCGUAAGAAGUUGCGAGAACUACUCGACAGCAAUUUGACGGACCAUGGGAUCCUCAAGCUCAAUUCCUUGCCCUUCAAUAGCAAGCAUUCUCAAGGUUCUCACAAUGAUCAAGUGAAUGUCCACGUUGACCAGAUCUCUUCAAGCUACACCUUGACAAAGGAUCGACCUAGACUCAAUAGAGAUCUAGCGGACGAGGACAAGCGUAAGAUCUGGGACGAGGAGAAUAGCUUGAAAUGGGAAAGCGACCGCGUAUCGAGUGAGGACGUCCAUGCUCAAUAAUACGAGCUAUCAGCGACUGGUCGAGUCUAGUUGCGAAUAGUGUGCGAAUAUCUGAUACACGAGCCAGCCAGCGUCUUUGUAUAUAUAGGGCCGUUUUGACUUUAGUUCUUGCUUGUUUAGUUGAGACCCCGCGUCUUGCCUGUGAUGUAUCUCACCGUUUGCCGUAGAGAUCUAGCCUCUGAGUGGGGCCUCAC
Molecule: messenger RNA, 839 nt
Organism: Kockovaella imperatae
Lineage: Eukaryota; Fungi; Basidiomycota; Tremellomycetes; Tremellales; Cuniculitremaceae
Exons: 4
Coding region: 82-645 (187 amino acids)
Source: RefSeq, a predicted model, not a curated record